GCCAGCGGAGACUACAACGCCCGUCGUCCCCUCGGCGCUCCCUGAUCAAUGGCCCUUAUUUGAAUAAUCUGCGAGCCCUUGGCCCCAAGCCAAUCAGCUGUCCGGGACCCAUGAUAAAUCGCAAUGCAUUAUUGAUAAUCAUAAUUACUCUGACAUGCGCAUUCCGGACCCUGGGAGCAAUUUCCCAACUCGAGGAAUUUGUUGUGAAGAAGAGGACGCAAAUAAUUGCGACUAUUUCGCUCCCGAUGCGGGUGCAGCAUGUCGAGGCGCAAGCAGGCGAAGCCGCAGCACAUCCAUUCGGACGAGCAGCCGCCCCCCGAGGUAGCAAAUGGAAGUCCACAAGACGUCCCAGGUGACCGAGAAGGUGAAAUGAGUUCCAAACGGUGCCGAACAGAGGAAACCAACAUCUGUGAGAAAUGCUGUGCAGAGUUCUUCAACCUCUCUGAAUUCCUUGCGCAUAAGAAAAAUUGCACUAAAACGCCGCCUGUCCUAAUCAUGAAAGAUGGAGAGGGAGCAAUGUCCCUCGUAGACUUCCCCGACAGCUCCUCGGAGAACUUCCAGAACAAUCGGAUGGACCGAACCGCCAAGGACAGUCAUGCCAAAAGCUGCUCUGGUUCUGUGGAAGACAGGAGAGAGAAAGCUGGUGCCGAGCCAGUGGGGGGGAUGUUUCUAAAAGCGGAGCCCUCUGUUGCUCCUGCAGCUCACGGUUUAAGCUAUUUACCGAAACCUAAAGUACCAAACACUAAUGUGACUUUGCAGACUAUCCGUGGCACUAAAGUGGCCGUCAACCAAUGUGCCUCUGAGAGCCUCUCUCCAUCAGCAGUUGGCCUCCACGCUAUCCCGAUGAUCCUUGAGCAACUUGUGUGCCUACAGCAACAGCAGCUCCAGCAGAUCCAGCUAACAGAGCAAAUCCGCAUCCAGAUAGCCAUGAUGGCUCCCCAAGUCCUUCACCCUUCCAUAGCCAAUGCUGCAGAUCCUCUUAAAGCUUUGGGCGCUCACAUGUCCCAACAGCUCUCGGCUGCCGUUGCUUUAAUUGGACAGAAAGCUGGGAACCAAAGCCUAUCACUGGAAUCCUUGAAACAAGGCAAACUACCUCAUUCGAGCGUUGGCAUUCCGGCUGCUGUCUCCUUGGCCGCUGGGCUUGCGCCUUCCAUUUCCUUGAAGCCUGAGGCAAACCGGGGUCUGCCUAGCUCCAUGUCACGCUUCCCAAGCCCUUUGCUACCUCAGUCGUCUAGUUCGGUCAUCUUCCAAAACCCGCUCCCUGCUAUUUCCCCAGCGGUUGACCCCAUGAAGAAAGCAAAAGGGAAGCUGCCGAACACGAAUACGCCUGAAAGCAAGCCAAAUGUGGAGGAGUCCUUCUUCAAACACAAGUGCAAAUUUUGCGGCAAGGUCUUCGGCAACGACAGUGCCUUGCAGAUCCAUCUCCGCUCCCACACGGGCGAAAGGCCUUACAAGUGUAACAUUUGCGGCAACCGCUUUACAACCAAAGGGAACCUGAAAGUGCAUUUCCAGCGGCAUAGAGACAAAUAUCCUCACAUCAAAAUGAACCCCUAUCCAGUUCCCGAACACCUAGACAGCGUGCCCACUAGCAGCGGCAUACCCUAUGGAAUGUCUGUCCCACUGGAUGAGUCGAAUAUGAUUGUGGAUACCAAGCCGAUUUUGACCAUGCAUCCUGCAUCCAUAGGUAUUGGCUUACCUCAGAACAUUUCCCAGCUGCCAAAUAUUAAGGAUUCUCUCACUGGGGUACUUGUGAGUGACAUGCAUAUGCAGCCAAGACCUUCUCCGGAAAGUGAAGGUGGGUCUUCAUCAGGGCCAGCCAGUCACGAGUCGGGAAUUGAGCCGAGCCAAAGUUCCCCGCAAGCUGGCUGCAGCACAAGUACCUUUCAGCCAGGCAGAAAUGGCGAGCCAGGUUCAGAAACAACCAAGCUCCAGCAGUUGGUGGAGAACAUCAACAAAUCCACGGCUGACCCCAACAAAUGCCUGAUUUGCCACCGGGUCCUCAGCUGCCAGAGCUCCCUCAAGAUGCAUUACCGUACCCACACUGGGGAGAGGCCCUUCAAGUGCAAGAUCUGUGGCCGCGCCUUCUCCACCAAAGGUAACCUCAAGACGCAUUAUGGAGUCCAUCGAGCAAACACGCCAUUGAAGAUGCAGCACUCCUGCCCCAUCUGCCAGAAGAAGUUUACGAAUGCGGUGGUGCUGCAGCAGCAUAUCCGAAUGCACAUGGGAGGGCAAAUUCCUAACACGCCACUCCCAGAAAACACACAUGAUAGUAUGGAUGUUGAGGGUGCCGCAGCUGAGAAGAAUGGAGACCCGUGCCAUCCAGAUGAGAACGUAGACAGCAUGGAGAUAGCGGGAAACCUGGAUCUGCAGGAUGGUCCAAGCCAGUCUUCCAAGCCACCUACUCCUUGUGAUGCUCAUUCUGACCCUUCCAGCUCGGUCUUUUCAAGCAUCUCAGUGCUGGAAAACCAAAUGAAAAUUGUCAACUCAGCUUUGACCUUGCAGCGUCAAAGCAGCCUGAAGUCCAGUGAGAACGGCUCGGCCGAGAGCGAUGGCAUGACAAACGAUUCCUCCUCAGUAGCAGGCGAUCCAGACUAUCAGAAUGGCAGCCGAAGCCCUGUUGCUUCCGAAUCGGCUUCGUUCCUGGCGUUGUCUCCGGCCAACAGUCAAGCAGAGAGCACCAGAUCCAAGUCUCCCGGUUUCAACGUCCCAGAGGAUGGCGCUGCAGGAAGUAAACCCGACGGUCCUGAAAUCCAUCCCGUAGAAAGGGAUAGUGCUUUGGAUCUAACUUAUGGCAAUAUUGGUCGAAAGGUCAUUAAAGAAGAGCCUGGCCUACACUUCCAAAAUGGAGAAUAUGGCCGAAACAGCAUCCACGCAGCUUUUAUCCGAGCACCGCCAGCUCUCAUCAAAAUGGAAAUUCCCAGCGAUCGUCCUAUCGGCGCGGGCCAUUUUAUCGGCCCCCCUGCCUUGUCUCCUAGCGUCCCUCCUCCUCUGGUGCCCACCCCUCGCCGUACCGCUAAACAACAUAUCUGCACUACCUGCGGCAAGAAUUUUUCUUCAGCGAGUGCGCUUCAGAUUCAUGAACGGACUCAUACAGGUGAAAAGCCAUUUGCAUGCUCCAUCUGUGGAAGAGCUUUCACCACCAAAGGGAACCUGAAGGUCCACGUUGGAACUCAUAUGUGGAAUAACUCAGCCAGACGUGGAAGAAGACUUUCCAUUGAUAAUCCCAUGGCUCUUCUUGGCAGCGACCCAAAGAAGGUAUCAGAAAUCUUUCCUAAGGAUGUUGUGCCCCAGUCAGUCAACCUUGAUCCUGUGGCGUGGAACCAGUAUGCAGCAGUGCUCAGUAAUGGCUUGGCCAUGAAGACCAAUGAGAUCUCUGUGAUUCAGAGUGGUGGAAUACCUGCUCUUCCAACCACAAUUGGGGGUGGGCCAGCCAUCAAUAUCGCCAUGAAUUCUGCCACGGUCUCCAAAAUAGAUGGCUCUCAGUCGGCCAUUGGCUCAGAGAUGGAGAAACCCAGCAGCACCACAGCGAGCAACGUGCCAAAACACCAAUUUCCUCAUUUUAUGGAAGAGAACAAAAUUGCUGUCAAUUAAAACCCGAACACAGAGAGGAGACAAAAUGGAUUUACAAAAAAAAAAGAAACUUUACAAGUAUAUAUAAAUCUAUAUAUUUUUAAGAGAUUACACCCCAAGUAUCCUUAUUUUCCUAACGAUGUGCAAAUGAUUCUGUGGUUGUCUUUGUAAGAGUUGCCCAGAGUACAAUCAUGUCAUUGUUUUGCGUUAAAAAAAAAAAGGUGAACAAUGUAGGAUUCUUUUCUGUAUUGGAAAGAUGCGGGUCUUGCAGAGUAGUUUUCACAUGUUUGGCUUCAAUGUGUAAAGCCUUAGAAGUUUUACAACAUGAAAUUCCAAAGGUGAUAGAUGAUGCUUUCCUCUGUAGCUGUGGUUGCUCACAUAGAAACCAUGGGUGACUCUUGAGUGGAGUAGAAUCCAAUAUAUUGGUCAUUUCGUGGGGCAAGGGACUACGGAGGUGCUGUAAUUCACAGAGGAUACAUGGAAACUUAAUUAUGCGGGUAAAUGCUCUGGAAUGCCACCCUUUUUGAAUAGUACCUCUUUUUUUGCUUGUGGUGGUUUUGAAUGUAAUCUUGCUUGUCAGAUGUGCCAGUUCCAUUUAUGCAGAAGACUGCUGUUUGCAAACGAAAGGACAGUUUUAAAACUGGCUCUUGUGUUACAUCUCAAAUACCCUGUAUUAAUGACUGCUGCUUAUUUAAAUACUACUUGGACAUGCACACAUGGCUUGAAUAAUAGUGCCAAAAUUUUGACUUGUCAGUGCAAGGUCUUUUUUGUUUUCCCCACGCAGAUUUGCGGGAGGCGGGCUGGGAGAGAGCUUGCAUCGGAACACCAAAACAAGCAUGGGUUAGAAAUGUUGUGUAUAUACUGUUGAAAGGGAAUCUGGUCUUUCAGAUGUUAGGUUUUGAAUGUUCUGCUAGGAAUCUCAGGUGACUUGCGUCGGGUUCCCUUAGCAAGGGGAAACUCUUCCUCUUUCAUGCAACUUUGAUCUUUGUAGACUUUUUGUUUAAAAAAAACGGAGAUAAGUCUGUCUAAAUCUGUAUUUAAAAUGAAGCAUGUGCGUAGGUUUCACAUGCUUGGGGGGGGUGGGGGUGGCGUGUUCUUUUGUUGAAGACAUUUCCACUUGAGCAUCCAGGACAGAGUCUACAAGAAUGCUCUCCUGCAUAAGCCCGGUGCUGUCCUGUACAGAUUUUCAACAUGGCUUAUACAGGUAUACUUCCCCGGGUCCCGAAGUAUUUUUUUUUCCCUCUUGAUAUUUUGUAUGUUUGCAUUUACAUGAAAUAAACCCCGAUGGAGUCUGUAAUUGUAUUGUAUGAAGGUUAUUGGGAUGGCCCUCUGGAUUCUAAGUUAUCUACCUCAUUAUUUUUGUUCUUUUUUUUGUAGUGCUAAGUAUCUAUUUUUCUAUUAAAAAAAAUAACCACUGUAUUGAACUUGAGAUCCAAGCGGAGGCUCCCAUGCACUAUUUUGAACCAAAACGUGAUGUACCGGUAGCAGUGGUCUGCUGAUGUUGUAAACUUGUGUUGUGGCUUUUUUGUUUGUCUUCUCUCCCCCCCUCCCCCCAAAAAAAACCCUAUUCUCAUUGUGUUUGUAGGAGCUCUCCAUGUGUUGAGGUCAAGCUACAUUGGAAAUCAUAGCUGAACAACUUGAAUAAAAACGUGGCUUUUCCACCCACUCUAGACUGCAGUGUCUGCCUUUGCUCACCCAGAAGGGCCAGAGGGUGGAUUUAAUUAAAAAUGUUGCAGUUGCAAUGUUAUUGCGCCUGAAUUGCUUUUUGUGUAUUUCCGAGGGGAGGCCGGGUUGGGGGGGGGGAGAGAUCUCUCUACUUGCUUAGGAUCAGUUUUGGGGGUUUGUUCUUUUGUUUUUAUUUUGCCAAGGUGUGCCUUUCCUGCUAGACUUUGUAAGUAACAACACUGUUUACACUAUAAAAUGGAUCUUGUUACAUGGAAUAUACCAAAGGUGCAUCCCGAACAUUGUUUCUCUUCUGCAUUGUGAAUGUAUGGACUUUUAAUGGGAUUAUGUGUAGGUUUUUGUUUUUGUUUUUUACAAAGUAUCUACUGAUGCAUUUCUGUUGAUGCAAGAAUAAAUUUGGGAUGACUUUUUUCA
Messenger RNA from Sphaerodactylus townsendi, 5667 nucleotides. It is a transcript of the gene SALL4, whose product is annotated as spalt like transcription factor 4. Gene Ontology annotation, molecular function: DNA-binding transcription factor activity, RNA polymerase II-specific; RNA polymerase II cis-regulatory region sequence-specific DNA binding. The record is from RefSeq and is a predicted model, not a curated record. Gene Ontology annotation, biological process: regulation of transcription by RNA polymerase II. NCBI's taxonomy places the organism in Eukaryota, Metazoa, Chordata, Lepidosauria, Squamata, Sphaerodactylidae. Gene Ontology annotation, cellular component: nucleus. The transcript is spliced from 4 exons. The coding region runs from base 259 to 3591 and encodes 1110 amino acids.